GGCCCUAGGAUGAGUAACUGCAGCAGUCGUGCAUUGACCCUACUCAGUAGUGUCUUUGGAGCGUGUGGUCUCCUUCUGGUUGGUAUAGCUGUCAGCACUGACUACUGGCUUUACAUAGAAGAAGGAAUUGUCCUACCUCAAAACCAAACUACUGAAGUCAAGAUGGCAUUACAUGCUGGACUAUGGAGAGUGUGUUUUGUGGCUGGUCGAGAAAAGGGUCGGUGUGUUGCUUCAGAAUUUUUUCAUGGACCAGAUACAGAUAUAGUGACAGAAAACACAGCAAAUAUACUCAAGACCAUCCGUAGUGCUACACCAUUUCCCAUGGUCAGCCUUUUUCUUGUGUUUACUGCCUUUGUCAUCAGCAACAUUGGACACAUCCGACCUCAGAGGACAAUACUGGCUUUUGUGUCUGGCAUUUUCUUUAUACUAUCCGGCCUUUCCCUUGUGGUAGGUUUGGUGCUUUAUAUCUCCAGUAUCAAUGAUGAAGUUAUGAACAGACCCAGUAGCUCUGAACAGUACUUCCAAUACCGAUAUGGGUGGUCUUUUGCUUUCGCAGCUUCCUCGUUCCUCCUAAAAGAGGGUGCUGGUGUUAUGUCUGUAUACUUAUUCACAAAACGUUAUGCAGAAGAGGAGAUGUAUCGCCCCCAUCCAGCUUUCUACCGUCCUCGUCUCAGCGACUGUUCAGACUAUUCAGGUCAGUUUCUACACCCUGAAGUAUGGCAUCGUGGACGCAGCCCAUCAGAAAUCUCUAGCGAUGUGUCAAUCCAGAUGACUCAGAACUAUCCACCAGCAAUCAAGUACCCAGACCACAUACACAUAUCAACGUCACCCUGCUAA
Molecule: messenger RNA, 837 nt
Organism: Bufo bufo (common toad)
Lineage: Eukaryota; Metazoa; Chordata; Amphibia; Anura; Bufonidae
Gene: CACNG7
Product: calcium voltage-gated channel auxiliary subunit gamma 7
Exons: 5
Coding region: 10-837 (275 amino acids)
Biological process (GO): calcium ion transport; postsynaptic neurotransmitter receptor diffusion trapping; neurotransmitter receptor transport, postsynaptic endosome to lysosome
Cellular component (GO): postsynaptic density membrane; AMPA glutamate receptor complex
Molecular function (GO): voltage-gated calcium channel activity; channel regulator activity
Source: RefSeq, a predicted model, not a curated record